Messenger RNA from Branchiostoma belcheri (Belcher's lancelet), 2552 nucleotides. RefSeq names its product NACHT, LRR and PYD domains-containing protein 12-like. The record is from RefSeq and is a predicted model, not a curated record. Lineage: Eukaryota; Metazoa; Chordata; Leptocardii; Amphioxiformes; Branchiostomatidae. The transcript is spliced from 6 exons. Bases 99 to 2552 code for a protein of 817 amino acids.
UCUGUGAAGCAAGUGCAAGAAAUCGAAUCGGUGUGGACUAAAAGUGAAAACUAAUUUUUAGUUUUACCUACAGCCACUGAAAGAAAUUUCUCAACAAGAUGGACCAGAAAGCGCCAAAGGCAGAAAAACCGAGUGAGACUACCCCUGGAUGCAGCACUGGGGAUGAAGGGGCCACAAAUGCCAUUAAACAGAGUCAGGGUGCCGGUAACAUGGCGCUCCUCGAUCAGGAGAGAGAAACUGGAGUCUUGGAUGUGCAGGAAUGCUACAAGGACGAAGACGUGGUGGCAUUCUCAGAAACAGAAACCACAGUGACCCAAAUUGCAGGCCAGAGCCAAGUGAGCGGUCAGGGCAACAAAGUUAUCAACAUCGGCCCCAAUUCCAACGUCAACAUCUUCCACGGAACAUCAGAUGAUACCAACACAGUUCCCAGCAUUGGCAGCCCCAGUGAAGAUUUCCCACUGGCUCCAUGUCAGGACGCGCUCAGGGCAUAUUUCAAGACAAGAAUGAGUUACCUUCACCCACUAGCGUGGAAUGAAACCUUCACCAUGAAAAUUCAGGACGUUUUUACGACUGUAGAUCUCGUGACUCGAACCCAGCAGGGAGGAAACAUUAAACGACGUGCCCUCCCCUCGACCGUCGAUGCCUUGAUAGCCAGGCCCGACUGUCCCCAGCCCCGGCGCAUUCUUGUCGAAGGUAAUGCAGGCAUAGGGAAGACAACAGAGGUUUCAAAGCUCGCUUUUGACUGGGCUGAGUCAGAGGGACGUUCUCCAAUUCUAGAAAAGUAUGAUCUUGUCUUCCCAAUCGCGCUGCGGAAGGUAGGUGAGUCCCAGUCCCUCACAGAGUGUAUCUUCGACCAACUCCUGCCAAAAGAUGUGCCGUUCCAAGAGUCAGACUUGGAAACGUACUUGAAGGGGAAUGACAGAGUCUUGAUCAUUCUGGACGGCUUCGAUGAGUGGGCCGAGUAUAAAGAACAUGGCAUCACCGAUCUCGUAACAGGUAAGAUUCUGCGUGAGUGCUCCCUACUGGUCACCACCAGACCUUCCCACACCCCACAGCUGCACAGUCUGAUGUGUCCGGAUACACGUGUGGAGGUCACAGGGUUCAGCCGGGGCAACAUCCGCACUUACAUCCACAAGUUCUUCAAGGGAGACCAGGACAAGGCAGCGGCCUUAGUAAAGAAGAUGGACUCCUUCCUUAUUCCUUCAGGCAUUCUAGCAACACCAAUCCUGCUUUUGUUGACAUGCAUAAUGUGGGAGGAGAAUCCUGAUAUGGUCCUAGGGGGUAGAAUCGGUCCUCUUUAUGACGAAUUGGUUUCCUUUAUCGUAAGGCGACAUUGUGCAAAGAACAAAAUUGCUUUUAAUCAAGGUAUUCCCGACAACAUCAAAGAUGCACUCUUGUGUGCUGGUGCUCUUGCUUUCAAUGGUUUGUUGCAGAAUAAUCUUGUAUACAACAAAGACGAUGUGGCCAAGUAUUGUUCUAGAGAGAGCUUACAGAAGCUUGUAUUGUUAGGGAUCCUUCAUAGACAAGAAAGCCCCUCUAGACUCAACCCUUCUGACCAGUUUUCCUUCUCCCACAAGACAAUGCAGGAAUAUUUUGCAGGGUUGUAUUUCGCCAAGAAGCUUCAGGACGAGCCAGCACUACAGUCAACUCUGAACAUGUACCUAAGAACGGCUCGAAGUGUGCGAGAGUUUGAAAACGUUGUUGUCUUUGCCUGUUCAAAGUUAGGGUGUGAGGCAGAUGUUCUAUUGGCUCAUCUUGUCAAUAUCUACCAAGAGGAGUUUAGGAGCCAAAUUGAGUUUGAUUUGUUACGUCACCAUGAAGCAUACCUUGAAAUUGCACUGUUCUGCUUCUACGAAAGUGGUUGCCUCUCACAGUUCGAGAACAUCUUCCUAACCAAAGGUGUUAUUCAGUUCUCAGGUGUGGGACCUCGUGUCUACAACGCCUUGGGUAAUGUUCUGAACAAAAUUCCGUCCGAGUCCCUUAGAAAUCUAGAAGCCCUCUGGUUGACCAAUACCUGGCAAUGUUUUGUUGUUCCUGUCAUUGACAGCCUGAAGAUGAUGAACUUGUCUGAGUUGAACCUUAGAAGUGCUUGUCUUGGAGGUCACGACUCCAACACAGGACCCUGUGCCCGCCUCUCACAACAGCUGCCUCACCUGACAGGUUUGAGGAAGCUUGGCCUGUCUUACAAUGGUCUUCUCUGCUCAGACUUACUUGUCUUACUGCCUUCCUUGAAGACGUUGGUGAAGCUUGAAGGGUUGUAUCUCUCUUGUAAUAAGUUAGCAGGUUGUGGAAAGAGUCUGGCCGAGCUGCUGUGUUCCUUGCGGAGCCUGGAGGAACUGUGGGUGUGUGACUGCAGACUUAGUCUGGAGGAGGUUCUUCAAAUAGCCACUGCAGUGGUGCAGCACCGUCCAAAGAUGAGAAAGUUUGGCUAUGGACGUUUGACAGGUCCAGGUGGCGAUAAGAAAGUUCAGGACGUGCUGAGGGGCAAGUGGCCUGAUGCUACAUAUAGAUGGGGAAUUGCGUAUCUUGGACAGCCAAAACUUCCCUCCUAG